This is a messenger RNA of Closterium sp. Naga37s-1, 648 nucleotides long. NCBI's taxonomy places the organism in Eukaryota, Viridiplantae, Streptophyta, Zygnematophyceae, Desmidiales, Closteriaceae. The record is from the annotation of a GenBank genome assembly.
AUGGUCGAACAGGCAGAGGAGCAGUGGAGGAAGGCGGCUGAUGGUAAGCGGAUGGCCGAAGCAGAAGCCAAGAGGAGACGAGCUGAAGAGAGGCAACGGCGCCGUGAUGGCGACCCCGAUCCUAUCGUCUCUUUCCCGGGAACAGGAGACAUACGUCAAGCAUGGGAGCGUGGGGCACGAGCCGCUGCAAGGGCACACGCGGGAGAGGCAGGAGGAGAGGAGCUCGCCAGCAAUGUGCGGCAGCAUAUCGAGGAGGAUACGGGAUACGUGAAAGUUCGCUUGCCCAGCGUAAAGCGGAAGGCGGCUGAAGAGGCCCGGAGAGGGGACGUCGACGUGCCAGAGAAUUCGGGAGAGGCGAAAAAGAAGGCGCAGAGCAACGCGGGUGCAAAGGCUCAUAAGAUGGCGGAGGUAGAGGCGCACCAGAAAGCAGAGGAUGCGGCCCAUCGGUUCGUCGAUGCAGAAGCGGCACUUACGGCAGGGGACGGGGCGCCAAAGAAAGCAGAGGCUGCGGCGCAGCAGAAGGUGGGUGCAGAGGCGGUCAAGAGUGCGGAGGCAGUUGCGCGUAAAGAAGCGGGUGCAGCAGCAGAGCUGACGUCGGACCUUCGCAUUGCGCCCAACUUUUUUGGGCGAAAUUCUCUGGGCCGUUGA